Molecule: messenger RNA, 1215 nt
Organism: Humulus lupulus (European hop)
Lineage: Eukaryota; Viridiplantae; Streptophyta; Magnoliopsida; Rosales; Cannabaceae
Product: probable xyloglucan endotransglucosylase/hydrolase protein 32
Exons: 2
Coding region: 167-823 (218 amino acids)
Biological process (GO): carbohydrate metabolic process
Molecular function (GO): hydrolase activity, hydrolyzing O-glycosyl compounds
Source: RefSeq, a predicted model, not a curated record
UGCAUUAACUGCUUUCUUUCUAUAACUUUUAAACACUUUAAUUUGUUUUAAUUGAUAAUUUUGGUAUAAAGAAGAGCGAACGCAAACUAACGUUAUAAAAAGUAAUCAGAUCAUGUGGUCCAAAUUCAUCUGAUUAAAAUUCAUCAUCUUCCUUAGCUCAACUCCAAUGGCGGACCCAGCUCUCCACCCAGAGACUCCACCACUUCACCGGACCCAACCCCUCGAAGAGAUCGCCAUAGACUACACCCCAGAGGCAUGCAAUCACUGCGCCGAGUCCAAUUCCAUUACCCUCACCUACGAUCACCGCGGCGGAGCUCGGUGGCGCACCACCACGCGCUUCCGCUACGGCACAUUCAGCGCCCAAAUCCGUUGCCCCGGAGGCAACACCAGUGGUCUUAAUUUCAAUCUCUACCUCUCGACACUCGAAGGGGACAAGUCUCAAGACGAAAUCGAUUUCGAGUUCUUGGGCAAAGACCGUACCAUUGUUCAGACCAACUUUUACAACGCCGGCACCGGUAAACGAGAAAAGAUCCACCAUCUGGGAUUCGAUUGCUCGGAUGGAUUCCACUUGUACGUCAUCAAGUGGGCCCCCGAUUCGAUCGAGUGGCUGAUCGAUGGGGAAAUUAUCAGGAAGGAGGAGAGGAAAGAAAGCCUGGGUUUUCCUCACAGACCCAUGUUUCUAUAUGCCUCGAUUUGGGACGCUAGCAAGGUUGCGAAAGGGAGGUGGACUGGGUCUUACGUGGGCUGCGAUGCACCUUAUCAUUGUCUCUACAAGGAGAUUCAUGUGCCUGCUGCUGGGACUGCCGUUGUUGAAGAUUUCUGAUAAUGCGUUUUUGGUUUGAGUAAAGAGAACCUUAGUUGAAAUGAUUGAUCUAGAUAUCUCAUAUUUUGAAAGCGUCAAGGGGAAACUUGAUGCAGUGAAUGAUCACACGGUGUUUUGGGAAAUUUUGCCUUGUUGAUUGGUAAAUGUAUUAUAUAACCUUAUAGAUUUCCAUUUACCAAGAGAAUCCUCUGAUGUUAACAGGUUACUAUGUAUCUAUUUAUUAUCAUGAGCACAAAACAUGUAUCACGUGAAUCCACUAUUUCAUUAUCUUGCCUUUUCUUUUCUAUUUUUUUUGUUUCUAUUUGUUUUAUUGAAAGUUGCGUCCAAGAAACGAGUCGAGUGUCGGUGUCGUUUAUGGCAAUGCUAAUGUUAGUUUAAUCCAAUAUUUCUUA